AUGUCGAAGCUUUCUAAGAAUAGAGGUGGGCAGCUUAUUGUGCCUCCUGGUAGGCAGCUUACUGCUCCGUUUAAUCUCACUAGCUACAUGACGCUGUUCCUGGCUGAAGACACUGAGAUCCUUGCCGUACAGGAUGAGAAGUUAUGGCCUCUGCUUCCUCCUUUACCUUCAUACGGCUAUGGAAGAGAGCAUUAUGGACCUCGUUAUGGUAGUUUCAUUCAUGGGCAGAAUCUCAAAGAUGUCGUUGUCACAGAUCUCGGAGAUUUUCACCAGUGGUGCAAGAGAAGGACGAAACUUUUGGAAGUCGUUGCGGAUCGUUGGAGAAGAUCGGAGUCGUCGCACCCCCAGAAACCAUGGCGGAAAGGCAAGCUGUGA
Eruca vesicaria subsp. sativa (arugula) is the source of this 375-nucleotide messenger RNA. NCBI's taxonomy places the organism in Eukaryota, Viridiplantae, Streptophyta, Magnoliopsida, Brassicales, Brassicaceae. The record is from the annotation of a GenBank genome assembly.